This is a messenger RNA of Arachis ipaensis, 1192 nucleotides long. It is a transcript of the gene ACD2, whose product is annotated as accelerated cell death 2 (ACD2). Gene Ontology annotation, cellular component: chloroplast. Gene Ontology annotation, biological process: chlorophyll catabolic process. The record is from RefSeq and is a predicted model, not a curated record. Gene Ontology annotation, molecular function: red chlorophyll catabolite reductase activity. Lineage: Eukaryota; Viridiplantae; Streptophyta; Magnoliopsida; Fabales; Fabaceae.
UUUGUGGUUAUGUUCUUUCAUUCUAACAAAUGUCCUUAUGUUCUUGUUUGAUUGUUUGAGAUCAAUUAAUUAUUCUUGUUUAAAACUAUUGCUUCUGUUGUUAAUCAAAUCCUUUAAAAUUUAUUGUUUGUAUUUAAACAAUUUUUUCUAUUGUGCUGCCGAGAUGAGUUUCGCCUUCUCCAUUGCAGUAAACCCUAGGCCUUUAUCUGUCUCUUGCUCUCUAAUGGAUUCCAACAACAACAACAACAAAUUCAUGGAGUUCCCUUUCGUUUCUUCUCCACACAAGAGUCUCAUGGUUGAUCUUGUUUCCACACUGGAGAAUCGAUUUCACUCGCAUCUUCUUCCUUCCACACUCCCCAACCAUGUUCGCCAUUACCAAAGCCAGACUGGUUCUGCACAAGCCUCUCUCCAUAUUAGAGCUGCUCAUCCUCACUCCCCUAUAGAUUUUGUGCUGGGAAGUUGGGUGCAUUCAGAGCUACCAACAGGAGGAUCCUUUGAUAUCACAAGUCUUUCAGCUUAUCUCAACACUUCAACUGAUGCACCAAACUUUGUCUUUGAAAUCAUCCGCAGCAGCCCUACAACUCUAAUCCUCAUCCUCGAUUUGCCUCCCCGAAAAGACCCCGUACUUUGGCCAAAUUACCUACAAACAUUCUAUGAUGACACUCAGCUUGAUGCACAUAGGCAGGCCCUACAUACACUCCCUGAGGUUCAACCUUAUUUCUCCUCGUCACUUUUCAUCCGCGCCGUUUCCUCCCCUACCGGUAUCCUAGUCCGAAUUCAAACAGAGAAUGGUGGGCAGGAGCGGAUGGAGGAGAUAAUUGCCAAGCACCUGGACCCCGUUUCGAAGCAGGUGCUUGAAAUAUGGCUGGACAAGUGUGCCUCUGCAAACAGAGAAGUAGGAGAUGAAGAAAGAGAGUAUCUGAAGAAAAGGGAUGGUGUGAUUAGAAACAAGACCAUAGAGGUUGAUCUUGGUUCAAGCUUUCCAAGGUUGUUUGGUCCAGAAGUAGCAAACCGGGUACUUGAUGUGAUCAAGGACUAUUUUACAGUCUCAUGACUCAUUCAUAUCUUUAUAUAGUUGUGAAUUGUGAUGGAUAAUUCUGUAGCAGCAGCAAUACUUUACCUAUGACAAUGUUUACAAAAUGAGUUGCCAGAUUAUGGAGAUAAAUCAUCCUUAAUUAACCUAUUAAUUUGA